AUGUUCUCCCUGCGGCAGCUCCCGGCCCCGCCGCCCGACCGCCGCUACCGCCCGGCCGGUGCCCCGCAGCCGGCCUCGGUGACCGAAGAGGAGGACUUGGGGGACGAUGGCCCUCAGAAAGCGGCCCCCACUAAAAGUCUCCGUCUGUACCUGCUGGUCCUCGUUCCCGGUGUCUGUGCCCUUGCCCUCCUUCUGGCCACCCUGCUGCCCACCCUGCUGCCUUUUGUGGGUUCAGGGGAAGAGGCUUGUCAGAACUCCAGCGGGGAAGCCUGGCGGGUCUCCACAGGGCCCAGCCCGGGCCGCGACGUCCCACGAACAAACCUGCUGCCUGGUGACCCCAGUGGGGUGAUGCUGGGGGACCCCCACCCCCAAGCCAAAGCUGGGACCACCGCCCCUCUCGAGUACCCCACUCACAGCGACUUAAGACCACUGGGAAGCCUUCUGUGGAACUCCUCAACACCCUGGUUGCCGGUCACCGGGACGCCUUUGGCCGAUAGCUUCCAGUCGCUACCUGGUGACAAAGAGGAAACUGACAGGCCCACUCCACCCUCCAGCAAGUUCUCAAGCAGUGUGAUCUCCUCGACUGCUGUCCUAGAGGUGGCUCUGAAAAAAGGGGCCUGUGUCAACAUCACCACCAGCCACUGCCGGAUCCUGCCGUACAACCGCACCACCCUGACGUCGACCCUGUCCCUCGGUCGUGGCGUAGAGUUGGCCAAGUUCCUCAAGUUCUUCAGCUACCUCGGCCACCUCGACUGCUAUCGACACAUCAUGCUGUUUGGUUGCAGCCUGGCCGUUCCCCAGUGUGUCGGGGAUGGUGAUGACAGCCAGGUCCUCCUGCCCUGCCAGUCCUUCUGCGAGGCCGCAAGAGAAGGCUGUGAGCCCAUCCUGAAGUUGGUAAACUCCUCGUGGCCGGAGCUUCUCCGAUGCUCCCGGUUUCCAAACGGAACUGGAAGCGACAGCGUUGAUAAGGCCUGUUUUUCACCAAAGCCAGAAGGAGGAAAACAAGGGAUGUGUGGAGGAGGAGGAAAGGAGGAGAGUUUUGCCUGUGCCAGCGGGCUGUGCCUGCCCCAGAAGCUGCGCUGUAACGGCUACAACGACUGUGGGGACUGGAGCGACGAGGACCGCUGCAACUGCAGCGAAGGCCUGUUCCACUGCCGGACGGGGAAGUGUCUCAACGCCAGCUUUGUUUGCGAUGGAUAUGACGACUGUGGCGACCUGAGCGACGAGCAGAGCUGCGCCUGCAGCUCAGGGAUGGAGCAUCGCUGUGGAGACGGACGAUGUGUCUCAAUGGCCUGGGUGUGCGACGGUGACCAUGACUGCGCCGACAAAUCUGAUGAAGUCAACUGCUCGUGCGUGAGCCAGGGGCUGGCCGAGUGCCGCGACGGCCAGUGUGUCCCUGGUGCUUUCUGGUGCGACGGUGACCAGGACUGUGGGGACGGCAGCGACGAGGAAGAAUGCGGCGACCUCCAGGGCCAGGCUCCGUGCCCAGAGGGGGACCUGCCUUGCCACCUCAGCCCCUGUCCUGGUUCCUGUCCCGGCCUUUGUCACGGGGGCAGCAAGACCGGCUGUGGACAAUGUGAACCGGUGACGCUGGAGCUAUGCCUGAAUGUGCCCUACAACCACACCCGCUUCCCCAAUUUCCUGGGCCACCAGACACAGAAGGAAGCCUCGGUCAGCUGGGAGGCCUCCAUGUUCCCAGCACUCCUGCAGACCCACUGCUACAAGUUCCUCAUGUUCUUUGCCUGCACCAUCCUGGUCCCGGAGUGUGACCUCACCACCGGUCACCGCCUCCCGCCCUGCAGGGUCCUGUGCGAGCAGGCCAGGGAGGGCUGCGAGUCCGUGCUGGGGGUGGUGGGGCUGCAGUGGCCCGAGGACGUGGACUGCACCAAGUUCCCGGACACACGCUCCUCCAACGAGACCUGCCUGGUGCCUGGCAAAGAUGUGCAAGAAUGCUCGCCCAAGCAUUUCCAGUGCCGGUCGGGCCGGUGCGUGUUGGCGGGCAGGAGGUGCGAUGGCCAGGCUGACUGCGCAGAUGGCAGCGACGAGGAAGACUGUGGCUGCAGUGUGAGGGGGCUGUGGGAGUGUCCAGCCAGCAAGCUGUGCAUCCAGCCCACAAUGGUCUGCGACGGCUUUCCCGACUGCCCCGACCAGAUGGAUGAGAGAAACUGCUCACGGUGCCAAGAGGAUGAGCUGGAAUGUGCCAACCAUGCCUGCGUGGCCCGGGACCUGUGGUGUGAUGGUCAGCAAAACUGUGCGGACAGUUCAGACGAGUGGGACUGUGUGACCCUGUUGAAGGCCGGGGACUCUCCAACCUUCCUGACCAUCCGCCGCUCGGCCACUGACCACGACGUAUGUGCCGACGAGUGGCAAGAGCCAUUGAGUCACCUGGCCUGCCAGCAGAUGGGUUUAGGGGAGGCAUCCAGGACAGAGAUGGUGCGGGGAGCAAUCCCACGGGAGUCGGGCCAGUGGUUGAACCUGCUCUCAGACUGGCAGACCAGAAGAGGAAACACCACGAGGCUGAGGAUGCCACUGCAAGGGCUUCUGGGUGUAGGGCAGCCCUGUCAGAGCCAAAGCAAGGUUUCCCUUCUCUGUGCCCAACAAGACUGUGGGCGCCGCCCCAUGGCACGGCUGAACACCAGGGUCGUCGGGGGCAGAACCAGCCGUCCCGGGCGCUGGCCGUGGCAGUGCUCCCUGCAGACGGAGCCUGGCGGGCACAUCUGCGGCUGUGUGCUCAUCACCGAGAGAUGGGUCUUGACUGUCGCUCACUGCUUUGAGGGGAGAGAGACGUCCACCCUGUGGAAAGUGGUCCUCGGCCUUGGCAACCUGGACCAGCCGUCUGCCCACACGCAGACCCGGAUGGUGAAGACCGUUGUGCUGCACCCCCGCUACAGCCAAGCUGUGGUGGACUACGACAUCAGCCUCGUGGAGCUCAACGAGGACGUUGGUCAGACCAACUACGUGCGGCCCGUCUGCCUGCCCAGACCGGGGCAGCUGGUGGAGCCGGACACCUACUGCUCCAUCACAGGCUGGGGGCACGUGGGUCACAAGAUGCCGUUCAAGCUCCAGGAAGGAGAAGUGCGGAUCAUCGCCUCAGAGCAGUGCCAGUCCUUCUUCGAUGUGAAAACCGUCACAGCAAGGAUGCUCUGUGCAGGCUUCGAGGCUGGCACAGUCGAUUCCUGCAUGGGGGACAGUGGGGGGCCGCUGGUCUGCGAGACCUCUGGAGGGAGGUGGACGCUGUUUGGCCUGACUUCCUGGGGCUCAGUCUGCUUCUCCAAGCUCGGGGGUCCCGGUGUUUACAGCAACGUCUCCCAUUUCAUCCACUGGAUUCAACAUCAGCUGUACAAACACACCUUCCUGCUCCACUGAGUCCCAGAGAAGGUGGGCGCAGGGCGGCUGGCCACCCGGGGCCUUGCCCUGACUUGGUUUGGUUUACUCGGACUCCCCCAAACCCAGCGGGUCUUUUCCUACCCCCUAAACUGGGGCCGGCUGGCCUGGGGAAGGAACAGAACCCGAGAAGAGCCGGGAGACCUGAUGGUCCCAGAGAGGGGAAGCUGCCGCUGCCCUCCAGCCUAAGAAAAAGCCCUGGCCCACUUGCUCAUGCAGGUGAGCUGCAGCUGGUGCAGGCCAAAAGGGUGCCUGUCCCACCCAUGCCUAUCAGUCCAGCUGGGAGAGGAAGGAGUGAGCAGAGCUGGAGGAGUCAUCUCAUGCAGGAGGCCUGGCUGCCAAUACAACCUGCCUUGGAAACCCGUUUGUUGGGGGGUUGCUGAUGCUCAGUAUGAGAGGACAGGCAAUCCGGGGUUGUGGGGGGAGGCGGGGAUGUUGCGCUAAGGCCUACUCGAAUGGUAGGGGCUGGGAGGUGGGGGUACCUAACUGGUUGAAAGCAGGGCCCACUCCAGCACCCACAACUCUCCCUGAACACCACCCUUUUAGGGCCGGCUUGGCCCUAGCGGCAGCUCUCAGUGGCUUGGACAGCCCGGAGCUGGUUCUGGGAGUGAGGCAGGUGUGGUCCAUAGCAGGGGCUGGGAGCUUGCCCAGAGACCCAGGUUAUGGGUGGCAACGAGUUCCCAGGAUCAUUGGGCUCUGUUUGACCCCAGGUUUGAGGACAGUCACAAUGCUUUGAAAAGCUUUCCAAAGUGUUCUAGCUGCAGUCUCUUCUGGCCCACACACCACAAAAAUAAACAAACCAAAAAACUGAACCCACCUGUUUUGAGCUGCACCUCCACAGUUCUGAUCUUGAGCAAAUCUUCCAAGAGCUUCAGAUAAUUUCCCUUCUCGGCAGUCCUUUAAAAAGAGGAGGAUCAGGACCUAGCUGCAAGAGUUUGCCCCAUGACCAGUGUCUCUGGUCCUCGGUCUGCCCUUGCCCCCGGGAGACAUGCACUCCCAUCGAUGAGCUUUUCCCCAGCUCCCAGCUCACGCACAGGAAGACAGCCGCAGCUCCAAAGAUGCUUAAGAUCCCUUCCACGGGUUUGGGCUGACGAGGCCAGGCCAACUGCAGGACCAGACGUGGGGUCAGGAGUGAGGCAGAGGGGCAAAGAACGAGCUUGGCCCUCUGCAGCAAGGAGAGGGCCAGAAGCAGACUUUUCCCGGCCUCAGUUUCCUCCCUCUGGGAAUACAUAGGUGCAGGUCUAGGCUAAGCACUUGGUGUGAUUGACAAACGUGGCACUCUGUGUUAAUAAAAUUGAUUUUAUUCAAUUUUA
Tachyglossus aculeatus (Australian echidna) is the source of this 4697-nucleotide messenger RNA. RefSeq names its product corin, serine peptidase (gene CORIN). Gene Ontology annotation, biological process: regulation of blood pressure; peptide hormone processing; acrosome reaction. Bases 1 to 3366 code for a protein of 1121 amino acids. The transcript has 22 exons. Gene Ontology annotation, cellular component: membrane. Gene Ontology annotation, molecular function: serine-type endopeptidase activity; protein binding. NCBI's taxonomy places the organism in Eukaryota, Metazoa, Chordata, Mammalia, Monotremata, Tachyglossidae. The record is from RefSeq and is a predicted model, not a curated record.